UCCCGUCCCAGGACCCGUUGCGCGGCCCGGGCCGGAAGUCAGCGAGCUCCCGGGCGUGUGUCUGUGUCUGACUGUGCCUCGCAGCGACGCGCGGUCCCGGAGGAGCACUGGGGAUUCCCGUCUGAGGCGUCACUACUGUCACUGCCAUCACCCUGACGGAGCCGCUUAUAGAGGGGAGUAGACCCGGCCCUUCGCCGGGCAAAGAUGUUGCCCCUGUCCAUUAAGGACGAUGAAUACAAACCACCGAAGUUCAAUCUGUUCGGCAAGAUCUCGGGCUGGUUUAGGUCUAUCCUGUCGGACAAGACAUCCCGGAACCUGUUUUUCUUCCUGUGCCUGAACCUCUCUUUCGCUUUUGUGGAACUACUCUAUGGCAUCUGGAGCAACUGCUUAGGCUUGAUUUCCGACUCUUUUCACAUGUUUUUCGAUAGCACUGCCAUUUUGGCUGGAUUGGCAGCUUCUGUUAUUUCAAAAUGGAGAGAUAAUGAUGCUUUCUCUUACGGGUAUGUUAGAGCGGAAGUUCUGGCUGGCUUUGUCAAUGGCUUAUUUUUGAUCUUCACUGCUUUUUUUAUUUUCUCAGAAGGAGUUGAGAGAGCAUUAGCCCCACCAGAUGUGCACCAUGAGAGACUACUACUUGUUUCAAUUCUUGGGUUUGUGGUAAACCUAAUAGGAAUAUUUGUUUUCAAGCAUGGAGGUCACGGACAUUCUCAUGGCUCUGGCCAUGGACACAGUCAUUCCCUUUUUAACGGUGCUCUAGAUCAGACACGUGGCCAUCUAGAUCAUUGCCAUAGUCAUGAAGUGAAACAUGGUGCUGCACAUAGCCAUGAUCAUGCUCAUGGACAUGGACACUUUCAUUCUCAUGAUGGUCCUUCCUUAAAAGAAGCAACAGGACCCAGCAGACAGAUUUUACAAGGGGUAUUUUUACACAUUCUAGCAGAUACACUUGGGAGCAUUGGUGUAAUUGCCUCUGCCAUCAUGAUGCAAAAUUUUGGCCUAAUGAUAGCAGAUCCUAUCUGUUCGAUCCUUAUAGCCAUGCUUAUAGUUAUAAGUGUUAUUCCCCUUUUAAGAGAGUCUGUUGGAAUAUUAAUGCAGAGAACUCCUCCCCUGUUGGAAAAUACUCUGCCUCAGUGCUAUCAGAGGGUGCAGCAGUUACAAGGAGUUUACAAUUUACAAGAACAGCACUUUUGGACUUUGUGUUCUGACGUUUAUGUUGGGACCUUGAAAUUAGUAGUAGCACCUGACGCUGAUGCCAGGUGGAUUUUAAGCCAAACACAUAAUAUUUUUACUCAGGCCGGAGUAAGACAGCUUUAUGUACAGAUUGACUUUGCAGCCAUGUAAUGAAGGAAAAGAAAUUAUGCUUUCUUUUGGACCAAAUUUUUCUGGUACUGUACAAUCCAAAACAUUGUACCCAGCUUUUUAAAAUAGAGAAAUUAUCACUACAACUCCCCAGCACCAAGUAGACCAGGUAGAGUCAGCCAAACGUUUGUGCUCUGUGGGGAGUUCACAGCUAAGGGAUCAGAAUUAAGAGGAUAUCAUCUCCUGGACUUUUGAUCUUUUCUUUUGUGCUCUUCCCUCCAAACGAUUACGGAGGUUUCUGGUUUUGUUCCAGGGUGUUGGUUUGUCCUUUUUGUUUUGUGUUUUUUGUUUGUUUUCAUGCUGAAUUUCCUCACUCCCACCCCCUCAUCCCAGCCAGUAAGAAAUUCAUAUUGUGGGCCUCCAAUCAUCUGGAAUGUCUUCACUGAAGCUUCUGGAAACCAAUGCUUUCAUUCCCAUGAAACCAGUGUUAUUUAAAAAAAGAAAAAAGAAAGAAAUGGAAAUCUGUUUUAUAUGUAAUGUCACAGUUGUUGAUGUUCUUCAGUAUAAUCAUAUGUUUGUAAAAUUGUUUGUACCUUGCAAACUUAAGAACCAAACCAUAUUGGGUUUUCAAAGUGCCUUUGUAUCAGAAAAUGUAUUUGCCAGCAUAGAAAUGUACCAUCAAAGCUCAUGUAUAUUAGUUUUUAAAUGGAUAGUCUGUAAUCUAUACAAAAUAAGACUUUUGCUAGUAAUGUAUAUUGUCUUUUUAUGUACUUCCAGCAUAGGUUUAGAUAUAUGAAAAUUUUCCUUUUAUUUUUUAUCUCAUCAAAAAAUAAAAGGUGUUAAUUUGCUUUUUAAAACAAAUUCAAUUACCACAUUAAAUUACUUUGUGGACUGUGUUUUCAGAACUUUGCAUAUGCAUCUGUUAUACAGAAAACUGUUUUAACUUAAAACAUCUGCUAAAUUCCAAAUUUCUAUAAAAGCUACUGUGUCUAUGAUAAGCUUUCCUGUAUCUUUCCUUACCAUUUUUAUGGAUUUUAUAAUGAAAGGAAAAGGCAAUGGUAGACUGGAAGCAGAAAUGAUUGUGACAGUGUUAUUUUGCUUUUUCAUUCUUCAAAUGCCAAGUCAGACAGUUUGUUUUCCUUUUUAAGCUUUACACACAUACAGUUGCUUUCAGGAAUCCUAAAGCAGCAUUUUACUGAGUUUGAACUAUUAAAGCAUACAGAGCAAACCUGGUUCCUAACACAGGUAUUUGGAUUUUCUAGGCCCUUGUGUAUUUGAAAAUCCUUUUCUAGGACAAGGAUUUUCUAGGUCCUUGUGUAUUUGAAAAAUAAAAUUGCCAUUUGAGA
Molecule: messenger RNA, 2639 nt
Organism: Lemur catta (Ring-tailed lemur)
Lineage: Eukaryota; Metazoa; Chordata; Mammalia; Primates; Lemuridae
Gene: SLC30A7
Product: solute carrier family 30 member 7
Exons: 11
Coding region: 205-1335 (376 amino acids)
Biological process (GO): transmembrane transport; intracellular zinc ion homeostasis; zinc ion transport
Cellular component (GO): Golgi apparatus; membrane
Molecular function (GO): zinc ion transmembrane transporter activity
Source: RefSeq, a predicted model, not a curated record